AUGGACACCGUCCGCCGACGACCACCCAGGUCAUGUCGCCGUGACCUGCCUCCUCUGCAUCGCACUGGCGUGCCGUUGCCCUGCUUCUACGUGCGAGCAUGCGAGGACGACGACCAACGCCAAGUCCUGCUUCUCCCGCUGACCGCUGUGCUAGGUCUAGCCGUGCCAAGCCCAGCUGGCCUGCCUUGGCCUCUCCAUCGACCCGGGCUUGGCCUGUGGUGUGAGAUUGCUGAGUCCUCUGACUCACGGAUACUACCAAAACAGAUGCAGCUGCCGAUGAUACCAGUGCAGCUGACGCAAUCGAGCUCAAGUGGGAGCUCAAUGAAGAUCUUGGUCAUUGUUAUGUGUCUUUUCCGGUUGAUCAGUAGUGGUGCCUAG
Messenger RNA from Triticum turgidum subsp. durum (durum wheat), 378 nucleotides. NCBI's taxonomy places the organism in Eukaryota, Viridiplantae, Streptophyta, Magnoliopsida, Poales, Poaceae. The record is from the annotation of a GenBank genome assembly.